CGUCCCGUCCCGCGGGGACGCGCCCGGUGCGCGCGGCGGCGGCGGCAUGAAGAGGAGAGCGGGGGAGCGGGAGAGAGAGCUGAAGAAAAAAAAGCUUCUUGAACAACUUGGAGAGAACACACUUCCAUAUAUGACACCAGCCGAUGCUGAUUUCCAUCAGUUGUGGGAGACCAAAUAUUCCAAGCUGAUUUUCAGAAAAUCUGAUACAGUACCUGAAGAGCUCCAUCAAAUGGUACAAGAAGGCUUUCAGACCUUGCGAAAGCACGAUUGUUUCUUUCAAGAUCUUGUAAGGAUCAAAGGAAAAGAUUUUCUUACCCCAGUGUCUCGUAUAUUAAUUGGAAACCCAGGAUGCACUUACAAGUACUUGAACACAAGAUUAUUUACAGUCCCUUGGCCUACUGAAGGUUGUGAUAUAAGAUAUUGCAGUCCUCAAAUACAUGAUGCUUGUAAAGCCUUAAUCAGACUUAACAACUACUUGCAUGUUGAAGCAAUCAAGGCAUUACAAGAACAAAAUUUGUCUGAGACCAAAGAAAUUAAAACUAAAGAUGCCACUGUAACAGAUGAGGAGCAAAAUUUUGCAACUUCUUUUAUGGAGAAAGGGUCUAUUUCAAAAGAUCAAAGCAGUUGUGUACCAGAGGAUGACUACGUAAGUCUAAAGAACAGAACAUCUUAUAACUUGACUUUAUUGAAUUAUAUGGAUCCACUACAAAUGCUGUACUUGAAACAAGAACCUUAUUUUGGAAUGGGGAACAUGGCAGUGAGCUGGCACCAUGAUGAAAAUCUGGUUGAAAGGUCCACGGUUGCUGUAUACAGUUACAGCUGUGAAGGUUCAGCCAUGGAAGAAAGUAAUGAACAGAAAUUGAAGGGAAGAGACCCAGCUGUUUGGCAUGUUGGCUUGAAGGUAGCAUGGGACAUAGAGACACCUGGAUUAGCAAUACCACUUCACCAGGGAGACUUCUACCUGAUGCUUGAUGAUCUCAACAUGACACAUCAACACUGUGUUCUGGCUGGUUUUUCACCUCGUUUCAGCUCAACUCACAGAGUUGCAGAUUGUUCAAGAGGAACAUUGGAAUACAUUUUCAGACAAUGUGAACUGGCACUCCAGAAUUUACAGACUGAUUCUGAUUCAAUGGCUUUAUCUUUGAAAUCACUGGAAACUGCAGUUAUUAAGCAAGUGGAAGAAAUACAUAAUGAGGUUGAAUUUGAGUGGCUUAGACAGUUUUGGUUUCAAGGCAAGCGGUAUUUGAAGUGCACUGAUUGGUGGCUUAAGCCUAUGGCUAAGUUGGAAGAAUUUUGGAGAAAAAUGGAGAUUAUGACAAGCCUGGUCCUCUCUGAAGUUAGAAAAGAGAAACAAACUGAGGAACAAAGGAAUGAAACCAUCAGCUGCUUCUUGAUAGUUCUUACUGAGCGACAAAAGCUGCGUCAAGUAUGGACAGCAAGAUGCCAGUCAGAAGCAGCAGAGACCUUGCCAGAAGACCAGAAACCAGAAUGCCAUCCCUUCUGGACAGAUGAUGAUUGUAACAUGCCUCUGCCAUAUGAUCUUGAAGAAAUAAUUGCUUAUCUACAAAAGCUUGUUCAGUGGUAGAAUAACAGGUGACCUUCCAGCCUAGAAUUAUUGAUGUUCAUCCUUUGAGCAUUUUAGUUUAACAUAAAUCUUUUCAGCUUUAUAAUUUCUUGAUCAUGUGUUAUUUAAUGUGUCAAUUGCAGAUUUUACUGGACAUCACACAGUACCUUAGUCACUGUGUCAAGAUAAAAAAGACCAGGACCCUAAUCUACAGAAAAAGGUGGCUUUUAAGAGCUAAAGCCAGAGCACCACCCUCAGUUCUUUCCUCCUCCACUCUAAAUCCCAUUAACCCUAUCACCCAUAGUUAUCUUGUGUUUCCACAAGUUCCCUUGAUGUUUAAAUUUCAGCUUCCUUGAGUGUCUAGAACUGCCUCUGGUUUGGCAGGUUUGAGCAACAUAAGGCUUAGCCCACACCUGCCACAAAGCAGAAUCCAUGAGCUGGGCAUCCAAAUGAGAGACCCGCUUGGGGUGAGCCUGCUGGAUAUCUCCAGGAUGGAGCUGUGCACACAGUACAGUGACUUCUUCAUCCACUAAAACAGAGGUACAAGAGAUGGUGGAGAAAGUCGUUUAUGCAGUGCCUUCUUGGGUUAGAGUCUUUUUUCAGAUGAGGAGCAUCCUGACAUAGCUCCCAGAUGUUCUUGCUGGUUUUCAUCAUGGCAAUUGAGUAGUACUGGGAGAGAUGUCCAGUGUAAAUCUACUUCCUGAGCUCCCUGGAACUCAGAAUUGUACCACUGCUUUGUUUCUGCAUGCUGUGAAUCCUGUUCUGAGGCCAGGUUUCCCUGUGCAUUGUCUAAAAAGCUGAUGAACCUAAGAGUUUUCAUUUGGGGUGUCAGGUCCCCUGACAAUAGAUUUAAGUUGUGUGAUGCUGGAUAUUGCAACAUCUGUGUUGACCUAGUAAGAUCUAUGAGAACAAAACCAGAAGACUAUCAGAAGUCACACUGUUUGUGGUCUGUUUUGCAAUAACAUGCUAUAAAAAGGACAAUUCUGUGUUGGACCAUACAGGGCGCUCCUGAACGAGAGUUUUUUCAUUUGGCUAAGUUGUUGUUUUAACUUGAACUGGUGUAUGCCUUUUCCUUUGCCAUAAAAAGCAGAAGAAAAUUAUAUUCUGGUGAAACAGCACUCUCUGUUACCAUACAAAAGAAACCAGCAAGUCUCAGAGCUUGACUUUGCUACCGAGAAAUGAAUAUGCCUCCUGUGUUAAUCUUCUGUUAAAAGUCAGUGCUGAGGCCAGGCCUACCCAGAGCACACCAGUGUAGUGUGUUGGCCAAGUGCUCUGUGUGUGGGUGAGGCUUGGACUGUCCAAAACUCUAUUUUUGACUGUAUGACAUAUGCCAGACCUCCCUGGAGCUUAAGAAGCUGUGCCAGCAAAAAAAUCAGUUUUAGUGGUACAAAACUGUGUUCACACCUACCAGCUUUUGCCAGGACAAUUCCAUCAAGUAGAGAUUGUACCUCUUAACACCUUUGACACAGCUUUGCCAGCAAAAGUAAAAAGACCCUCAUCAAGCAUUUUCAUUGGAGUCCUGGACUUCUGCUAAAACUGUUAGCCACCCUGUAGAACAUAAAGACUCUCUGAAGAAUAAAUUACUAGUAGCUUUGGUUAUAUUGUAACAUAGAUCCACACGUUUAUUUGUUGUCUUAUGUGCACAGAUUUCUUAACAUUUUGAAAUACUGUGCUAUGGGCAUAGCUUUUUUUUUCCUGUACUAGCUAAAGCUGCCAUUACCAGUAGGCAAAUAGCAUAUAUUUGGAUUAAUGCCACACUAAAUAUUGUUUACUUUGGAGAUCACUUAGAGAAAAGCUAGCUGAAGAUGUGGGAAUUCUGCUUUUGAAAAGGCAAUUCUCUCAGAAACAGAUAGUACUUUGGAAAUGAGCAAGAUGAAUUCAAACAAGCUAAUGAUGUAACUCUGUUAACACAGCGUUUGAGGGGAUUGUUUGUUUGUUUAUGCUGUUGCUUUAUGAUUAUUUUGUGUUUAAUUAAGCGCUGCUAGAAACCAUGGGGAUCACAGUAUUGAAAUGAAUCUGACAGCCAUAAAGGGUAGAGAAGGCACAUCAAUGUUGUAGUUUGUAGCUAAAGUGGAGGCAUAGCUAUUAAAAAAUGAUUGGCAAAUAAUUAUUUCCAGCACUAGUGAAAAAAAACACUGGGUUUUUUCUUCUAUUAGCAGACUGCUGGCAGCAAUAAUAGAAUUCUGGAAAAUACAUGUUUCUAGGUCUUGUCUGUGCUGAGGAUUUAAGCUAGUGAAUUAGCUGAGCUACUGGUAGCCUCAGUGUAGUCAGAUAGCACUCGUUUAAGCCAUGGGUGACAAUGACAUAGACAAAUGAACACCUUUGGAAUGGAUCAGACCUAAGAUUCACUGGCAAAAUACCAAUAAUCAAGUGGUUAAAGAGGAUUAAUGCUCUGUGUUGUAUUCCAGUCUCACAUCAACUUGAUUGAGUUCAGUUGAAAUACAGAAGUAUAAGAAGGUUUCAUAUCUCCAAAGCCCACAGGAGUUGAUAGCAAAGACAUGAAUAAGGUUGAUGGAACUAUUUGAAGCAUGUAGUAAUGCCAAAGGAUACCCCCAGAGAACAACACAGUUAAAUAUCUGUGUACAAAAAAUUAGAGAUCAGGUAUAAAUUAUUACUGUAUUUGGACUGCAUGCUAGAAGCAGACAAAUACUUUGAAGUUUUAUUUAUUGUAUUCAAAUAGUUAUAAUUUAACUCAUGUUGCAAUGAUACUUUAGCAAUCCAUUUAUAUUCCAGCAUUAGAUAACCCAUUACCACUUUGGAUGAGCUGCAAAACACAGCCUCUAAUGGAUGUUCUGUGUAUAGCAACUGUUUGCCAAGUCUGGAUGCUCUAGAGGCAGGAGGACCAAGGGCAGUUAUUUCAGGGAAGAGGUGAGAGCAUAAAUUAACUUCUAACAUUAGAUUCAGUGAUUCUUUUUAAAUGGUGAAGUUCAUGACUUUGCUUACAUUUACUUUUCAUCAGCCAUGAAAGAAUUAAGGUAAAAUAGUUCACUUGCACAUGUGUGUCAAGCUAAAUGGAUUACAGAAGAUACAGAUCUGUUUGCCUGUCUGCACUUGCCUUUAGACAAUAUUCAUCAAUUUUACAAAAGCUACUGACUAAACAUGGAACCAAUACAAAUUAAAUGCUCACGGGAAGGGCUUUCUUUAAAAAAUCUGAUGCAGAGUUGGUUUUACACUGAUAGGAAGAAAAUGUUGGCAGAAAAUGAAAAACUUCUAUUGUGUCUGUCAUUUGGGGGAUGAAAGGUAAAGGUAGUAUUACAAUAUUUGAUAGAAAUCUGCCGUAUUAUGCCCUGUAAUUAAAAAUGUUUUUAUAAUGCUUCAUUCAUAUAUCUGUAUAUGAAAAUAUUUUAUCCUAUAGGUCCUUUCUUCUGGUAAAAGGUUAUGUAAAUAAAAAACAUGACUCACAAUAUGGUAGAUUUUUAAAGGCAUCAUGCUUGUACUCUGAGCUUUACAGCAGAUUCUAAUUACCUAAAGUGUAAAUAAGAAUGCUAUGACUGAUCACUGACUCGAAACUGUCCAGGAUGGGUAACAUGCAACAUAAUAGCUAUCCAAAUCUUAUUAUCAUCCAGAUGUAUUUUUAGUUUCACUGGUAAUGGUGUAAGAUGCACUGCAAAGUCAUUCUGGACUUCUGAAGGCAGUGGCACAGAUUUAGGGAUUCCAGUGCCAUAAAAACAGGGGAGAAAAAGAAAUUUAAAUAAUACUAAAAUCCACUGAGAAAGAUGGCUAAAAUAUUGUAAUAUGUUCUCCCUUGUUGCAGUGCAGAUCCAUCUGUCCUGUGUCAUGCAGUGGAAUCUGGGCUAAUGUGACAGAGAUUAAACUAGCCAGGGAGCUGAUCUCUGAGCUGGGAUGAGAGGCGAGUAAGAGAGAUGAGAUGCACAUGAGGUGCAAGGGAUGUGCUUUCUCCAGGCCACAACUUUAUUAACUUAACUCAUAUGGGAGUAAUUGAGCAGUAACAUGUACAGUGCAGGUCAGGAUCUCUCCUUUAAUUGUUACCACCUGGUGCAAAGUUAAUGUUGGCUCCUUAACCCCCCUCAUGCCCCCUACAGCUGGUCCUCAGCUUUUUGCCAGAAGCUGACCACUGUCAUCAUGCACCAAGGUUACAAAGAUGGGAAGAACAGUUGUUCCACUAAAGCUGUAGGCAUGAGAAACCCUGGUCCCCAACUUCACCCUCCACCUCUGUCCUACUGCACCUCCAUGGACUGAGUAACUCCACUGAACACCUGUUUCCCAUCUGAGAUUCAAGUUGCUGCAGCUCAUCUUCUCAACUCUCCCACCAUGACAGUGUGCUACUAUGGGAAAGGGUCAGACAAAUAAACAGAACACUGUUUGCAGUGAGAUUCCUUGUCCAAAAAAAGACAACCACUGCAUUCCCCACAGCAGAGUGAAAAGCUCAGCCCUACACAAAUCUGGCAUUAGAGGGUGGGAGCUGUUAAGUAGUGAUGAAGGACUUCAGCAGAAACACCAACAUUCAGUGUUUCUGAGGAAUCCCAACCUGCCAGGUUCUGUCUGUCACCUCACGCCACUUCUAAGGGCAGAGGCAAUCCCAAAUAGAAGCACUGUUCUCUUCCCUUUCCAGUCCAAACUGAGACUCAUAACCUUCAGUGUGGCUAGGCUUGCAUCUUCAUUUACUUUCAUCUGUCCUUUCACCUUAGCCUGGGGGCAUUCACUGAACAAGAGAAGAUAAUUGCAAAAAGACUGUACUUAGUAAGGCUGCAAAACUGGCUGGAUAGAAUGUCAAAUAAAAGCCAGCAAAUAACUGAUGAAAUUAGCACAUUAAAAUGCUGAUGUUUGAGUGUAAGUACUUCACACAUGACAUGAAAACUAUGGUUUAUCUUCUUGUUGCUUUGGAGAUAGCAUUCAUAAUAGAAAAUAGAUAAAAAAGGAUGCACUGUGCUAUGGUUUACACCCUCUCAUACUCCACUGGUUUUACAGUGCUUGUCCAUGGUGAAUCAGAAUUUGGUCACAAAAAUUCUUCUUCUCCUCCCCCUCCGUAUCAUCAAAUACUUGCAUUCAUGCCAACACAUCUUGGUCUGAUUAGUCCCCUUGAUUAGAGGCUAAAGUAAAAAGUCAGGUGUAUAGGAUUCCAUUAUCCUUUAUUUCACUGCUUCUAAGAACAGGUCAGAUAGAGUUAUUUCAGUGAAAAUGUGAACAAUCAACUUCUGUUUACCAUUAACCUUCAGUUUUCUUUUCUUAAAAUCAAAUCAGGGCUUGGUAGGCAGUUAUUUUCAUACAUGUCCCUUGAUCACUGGAACAAUCUGUCAAAAGCCAUUAAAGCCUCUUUUAGGUUGAACUGCAUUCAAAGCUGAACUAUCCAAUCAUUUAAAGGGCUGUGAUGAUUGUUUUUAAUAUAUAGUGUACAUUUAUUUCUCUCUCUGAGUAGUAACAUAACUUUGAAAUUGAACAUGUAUGACUAGGGCUUUUUGCUGGCCUGCAUGUCUUGAGAAGUUUGGUUUCUUCUGGAAGAUCAAUGUCUACAUAAAAAAGGAAAAAAAAAAACACAACCACUAAUGCAGUGACAUCACCUGUAUGUUCUUAGAAGCAUGUCCUCAUUUUUUCCUAUUUCAUUGUAUCCAGCAAGGUGUAACACAUGAAAUAGGAAGAAGUUUUCCAAGUUCUUUUGCUCAAAAGCUUCACUGAAAAAAUUUAACAUCUAAUUGUAAAUUAAUCUAAUUAGGUUAACAUCUGAUUUUAAACUUAAGAUCUCAGGAUGCUUUACACAGAGAAACUGAGGCAGAGGUGAAAAGUCCAGCUGGGUUUCCACUGCUGACACUAGACCCCAGCAUAAAUAACCCUCUAUUGCUGGCAUGACUCCAUUACUUCCAGUUAAUCAGCUCAGGUUACAGAUUAAAGAUGCUCUUUAUAGAACUUUUUUUUCUCCAAAGAUGUAUCUGAAAGUGGAGCUGGAAUCUGUCCUCCUGGUGUCAUAUUUAAUGUAUUAUUUAAUUGCGUAGCACACAAUCAUACAUCUCAUGUAACAGAGACCUUUCAGGCCUAAUGUUUGGUUAAACUUUCCAAUCAAUCUUUUAGUUACAUUCCAAGUCCCUGAGCUCUCAAUGGGAAAGGUAAAUUUUAUUGGAACUAUUAAAUUAUUCCAUGGAGGAUAUGCAGAUGUGCAAUAUAUAAGACAAUAUAAUACAAUCCACGCUCUUUUGGCUCUAUUUUUAAGGAUGUCCACUGCACACCUCACAAGGUGAUAUAACUGCUGUACUAGGAAACUCUUAGGACAAUCUCCUGUCAGUAUUUGGGUGCUAUUUAUUAAGGUGAAGAUGCAUUGCUGGAACACCCUGGAAUGCUGGCUGCACACCUGUAGGCACUUUUGUCUGGUAUCUAUUUGGCAGUCUGGUAGUACUUUACUGAGAGCACUACUUUUCUAGUUAUUUUGAUGAACAUCGUAAUAAUUUAUUACCCAAACAUUAUCAAAGCAUUCCACAAUUCUUUCAUUGCUGUUCUUUCUCUUCUUUCAACCAAUGCCCUUUCCCUUUUGUCUCAGCAGUUAACAGUAAUGUUGUUAACAAAUUGUGUUAUUUGUUAGGCUGACAUGACUGUAAAGUGGGAAAACUUAAAAGCUAGGUAUCAAAUAGCAUUCUCUCAGGUAUAGUUAUUUUUAAACCUGUAUAUUAAGAUUUUUUUUCCUUGCUUAUCUGGUAUUGCUACAUGUAAUUUUUCUUAAGGAAUAUUUAUAUAACACUGCAAGAUAUAUGGUGAUAUUUGUGUUAUCUAUUUGCUCAUUUACUGACAUUUAUAAAAUAAACCACUUAAAGAA
Messenger RNA from Apus apus (common swift), 8324 nucleotides. It is a transcript of the gene FTO, whose product is annotated as FTO alpha-ketoglutarate dependent dioxygenase. Bases 47 to 1585 code for a protein of 512 amino acids. The record is from RefSeq and is a predicted model, not a curated record. Gene Ontology annotation, biological process: DNA alkylation repair; RNA repair; regulation of multicellular organism growth. Lineage: Eukaryota; Metazoa; Chordata; Aves; Apodiformes; Apodidae. The transcript has 9 exons. Gene Ontology annotation, molecular function: broad specificity oxidative DNA demethylase activity; ferrous iron binding; mRNA N6-methyladenosine dioxygenase activity.